Mangifera indica (mango) is the source of this 1088-nucleotide messenger RNA. Its product is annotated as thiosulfate sulfurtransferase 16, chloroplastic. Lineage: Eukaryota; Viridiplantae; Streptophyta; Magnoliopsida; Sapindales; Anacardiaceae. Bases 288 to 830 code for a protein of 180 amino acids. The transcript is spliced from 7 exons. The record is from RefSeq and is a predicted model, not a curated record.
CUCAUAUUGUCGCAUCUGGGUAUUCGCCACGUGUCUGGGAGUCACCAGACAUAGCAAGAUGUGCUCAAAGGAUAAAACUUCCAGCCAAUUUCCAGGCCGAAUCUUAUCCAUGCAGAUGGCAAUUGCAAGUCUUCUUGCGCCCUUCCCAACAUCUUAACCGCUUUUGUUUCCCUUCGUGUCGUUUUUUUCCCCCAUAAAACUGUCAUCUCUUAGGUGUCACCGUGAUCCUUCUUCGCCAUUAAAUAAUCGUAACAGUCAUCCGUAUUCAUUCAUUGAAGAACACAAUCAUGGAAGCAGCUUCCUUACUUUCAUUUUCCAGCUCUCCUCUCUCUUCGCUCCCUUCUGUUCCUUCUCCUCAGAAUCUCAAUCACAGGGGCCUGUUCUUGUUACCAGUGAGUUCACAGCGAUUUAAUGUUGGCAUUAGUGGCAAGAGUUUGAGGCUAUGCCCGAAGGCUUGUCUCAGAGGGAAUGUGGAGGCCACUGCGGUCCCAACUUCUGUGCCUGUUCGAGUGGCUCACGAGCUUCUCCAAGCAGGCCAUCGUUACUUGGAUGUCAGGACUCCAGAAGAGUUCAGUGCCAGCCAUGUCUCUGGGGCUGUUAAUGUUCCAUAUCUGUACAGGGUUGGAUCAGGGAUGACAAAGAAUCCGGAAUUCCUGAAGGAAGUAUCAGCUCAUUUUGGAAAAUACGAUGAAAUCAUUGUUGGGUGUGAACUCGGGAAAAGGUCUCUCAUGGCUGCUACGGAUCUUUUAGCUGCUGGUUAUGGAGGCGUUACUGAUAUGGCUGGAGGGUAUGCUGCCUGGAGACAAAAUGGACUCCCAUCUGAACUUUGAUUCAUGAGUGAAAUUUGCAGAAAAUAAAAAAAUCUUUACAAAAAUGUAUUUACCUUACAACAGAGAUGGGUAAAUAUUGCAAAGAAAAGUCUGUAAAGUUUGAAUCAACAACAUGAAUAAACAAGUUAUCAGCAAUGGUCUCUGAACAGAGCACUUAACGGGGAUUUGUAAUUACUUCUCUGAAUAAAUCCCAGUUGAUGUCGAAUGUAUUAUAAAUUCUGUCUAUUUUAAUUUAAUUUGCAAGAUUUCCAUGUGAAA